AUGCUGCUCUCCGCGCUGUCAUCCGCGCUGGCCGGCUCCACGCCCUCGACGACGUGGCGCACCGUGCGCGACGCCGCCGGCGGCUGGGUCCUCGAGCGGAACGGCUCGCCCCACGUGCUGCACGGGGUCUGCUAUUCGCCGUCCGAGAUUGGGAGCGCGGGGCCGACGGAGCUCUUCGACUCCGGGGACGCCAAGUACGUGGGCAGCUUUGGCGACGUCUUCUGGGACGCGCCGGCCGAAGCGCCGCACCUCUCGUGGGGCGCCCUCUGGGGCUCGGGCACCGCGAUCACAGGGGGGCGCGGUGCCGGCCGUGCAGACCUGCAGGCCAUCGCCUCGUACGGGUUCAACUCGGUGCGAGUGUACUCGAUGCUGUCGCGCGUCUUCGCGAUCCAGCGCGGCGUCGUCAGCCCCGCCGCCGACUGCACCCGCCGCACGCACGCCGCCUUCCUGGACGAGGCGGCGAGGCACGGCCUGAGCGUGCUCGUCGGGAUCCCGAUGCCGAUCGAGAUGUGGCAUCUCUCCAACCGCCGUGGCGCGCACGCGUCGCUCGUCAGCUGGUGGGAGAGCGUGCUCGAGGAGACGGCGCGCGACCUCGGCUCCCACCCCGCCACGCUCGGCUUCGUCCUCAUGAACGAACUCGACGACGCCUUCAACGCCUUCCCCGGCGCUGCCCGCCGGCACGCCCCCUCCCCACACCGCCGCGGCGCUGCGGCGCCGAACCCGUCCGGCACGCCCGAGACGGACUUCUUCUACGGCUCCGCCGUCAAGUACGCGCGGCUCGUCAAGCGAGCCGCGCCCGGCAAGCUCGUCGGCUGGGCGCUCCACGACAUCCCUCAGUGGCUCGGCUUCGCGUCUCGCGCCUCGCCCCGCUCGCCCGACGGCGCCUCGCUGGUGGCGGGCCAGACGUACUUGGCGCAGAUCUCUGGCGCCUUCGACUACUUCGGCUUCAACACCUACCAGACCUCGCCCGCAGGGCUCCAGGCGGUGAUGGGCAGCGCGGGCGGCGGAGUGAUUGCGGGCGGCGGCCUCUCUUACGGCGCCCCGGCCAUCGCCGACCAGAUCAAGCCCCUCCUCCUCACCGAGAUCGGGUGGGCGCACUCGGGCGUGACUGCGGGAGAGGAGGUUGCGCAGCGGGCGGCACUCGUGCUCCGCGCGGCUUACUUGGAGCACUCCCGCCUGAUGCUCGGCACCUUCUACUUCGAGUUUUGCGACGAGUGGUGGAAGGCGCGCGCGCAGACGCCCAUCGAGGACGCCCUGUGGAUCGACGGCGCCGGCCCGAAGCUGCCCUUGGACGAGCUCGUGCCUCUCACCGACUCGUCGCUCUCGUCGCUCUUCCAGCUCGGCAUCGGCGCCGGCGCGUGCAUCGUGUUGCUCGUGCUCGCCGCGAGAGCUUGCUGCAGCGGCGGCGAGGAGGCGCGGGCGGGCAGGAAGCCGCCCCGCAGGAUGCGGCUCGCGGACGACGAAGGCGAAGGCUCGGAGGUGGCGUCCAGUAUGACGUAUAGCGCAGUGUCAAAGGUCCAAGAUUCGUGA
Messenger RNA from Emiliania huxleyi CCMP1516, 1530 nucleotides. RefSeq lists its product as hypothetical. The transcript is spliced from 5 exons. Bases 1 to 1530 code for a protein of 509 amino acids. The record is from RefSeq and is a predicted model, not a curated record. Lineage: Eukaryota; Haptophyta; Isochrysidales; Noelaerhabdaceae.